CUUUGGGACUGCUUAAUUUGGAAAAGCACAACUCUCUCUAUCAAGUGAAAAAUAAAAAUUACGACAAAAAGAUCAACAUGGCUCGAGCAGCUGCAGCUUUUAGAGUUGCCAGAAUCUUCUUGAUCAUGAUCUCUGGGAUCAUGCUUCUGUUUAGCACAGCUGAUGCUGCAUCAUCAUCAUCACAGGGUGACACUGAAAUACUGGUUAUUCCCCGCCGCCCCCCUCUCGUUCUUCCUCCUCCGCAAUUUCAUCCUAAUGGACCUCAAACAUUAAAGGUACCUCCUCAUCCCUCACCACCAGGACCGAAAUAACUUUGAGAUUCAUCGUGACGUAUCAAAUUUAGCAUAAACGUGUGGCUGAAGUUUCGAUUCGUAUGCUUAUUUAAUGUUUGGAAAAAAGAAUUUGGAAGACACAAAAAACAGUGGUAUGUUAUAUUGUAAUAGUGUUUCCGAAAAAAUCAUGUUUGUUAAUGAUAUUGUCAGCUAGGACCUAAACUAGUACUCCCUCCUGUUCUUAUUAUAAGGCAUUUUGAUUUUUUUUUAAAUUUCACAUAGUACACAUUUUUAAUUGACGAAAAAACUUUAAAAAUAUAUUUUCACAUUAGUUGCGUUCUCUUGAUUGUUAUGAUCUAUUUUUAAAGUUUUUUUUAGAUU
Oldenlandia corymbosa var. corymbosa is the source of this 653-nucleotide messenger RNA. The record is from the annotation of a GenBank genome assembly. Lineage: Eukaryota; Viridiplantae; Streptophyta; Magnoliopsida; Gentianales; Rubiaceae.